This is a messenger RNA of Dryobates pubescens (Downy woodpecker), 7272 nucleotides long. RefSeq names its product calcium voltage-gated channel subunit alpha1 B (gene CACNA1B). Gene Ontology annotation, cellular component: membrane; neuronal cell body; voltage-gated calcium channel complex. Gene Ontology annotation, molecular function: calcium ion binding; high voltage-gated calcium channel activity. The transcript is spliced from 46 exons. The record is from RefSeq and is a predicted model, not a curated record. Gene Ontology annotation, biological process: calcium ion import across plasma membrane; chemical synaptic transmission. Lineage: Eukaryota; Metazoa; Chordata; Aves; Piciformes; Picidae. Bases 143 to 7096 code for a protein of 2317 amino acids.
AUCUCAAUAUUUUGCUGCGAUCGAUCCCGACCCCGCCAGCGAAGCCCCCGGAGGGAGGAGAAGUGCUGCGCGCUGUGAUGCGUCUUCCUCUCGCCUCGGCUGCCAGUUUGGAUUGUAGCGCCCGGCUCCGUGCUCUGCGAGGAUGGCUCGGUUUGGGGAUGAGCUGCCCACCCGCUAUGGAGGUGGAGGGCCGGCCGGGGCUGGAAGAGGGAGCAGCCGGCAAGGUGGCCCCCAGGCCGGCCAGAGGAUGUAUAAGCAGUCGAUGGCUCAGAGGGCCAGGACUAUGGCUCUCUACAACCCCAUCCCUGUCAAACAGAACUGCUUCACAGUCAACAGAUCCCUCUUCAUCUUCAGUGAAGAUAAUGUUAUACGGAAAUACGCCAAGAGAAUAACAGAAUGGCCUCCAUUUGAAUACAUGAUUUUAGCUACAAUCAUAGCCAAUUGUAUUGUGCUGGCUCUGGAGCAGCAUUUGCCGGAUGGAGACAAGACGCCCAUGUCAGAGAGACUGGAUGACACUGAGCCCUACUUUAUUGGAAUAUUUUGUUUUGAAGCUGGCAUAAAGAUCAUCGCUCUGGGGUUUGUUUUCCACAAAGGCUCUUACCUCCGCAACGGUUGGAACGUGAUGGAUUUUGUCGUGGUCCUCACAGGGAUUCUAGCAACUGCUGGGACUGACUUUGACCUGCGGACCCUGCGAGCCGUCCGAGUGCUGCGACCCCUGAAGCUCGUGUCAGGAAUCCCAAGCUUGCAGGUGGUCCUCAAGUCCAUCAUGAAGGCGAUGGUGCCCUUGCUGCAGAUCGGGCUGCUGCUCUUCUUCGCCAUCGUCAUGUUCGCCAUCAUCGGCCUGGAGUUCUACAUGGGCAAGUUCCACAAAACCUGCUUCUCCAACGAGACAGGUGAUGCUGUGGGAGAUUUUCCUUGUGGAGAGGAGCCUCCUGCCAGGCAGUGUGAGAGUGGGACCACCUGCAGGGAGUACUGGCAAGGGCCCAACUAUGGCAUCACCAACUUUGACAACAUCCUCUUUGCUGUGCUCACCGUCUUCCAGUGCAUCACCAUGGAGGGCUGGACUGACAUCCUCUACAACACAAAUGAUGCUGCAGGAAAUACCUGGAACUGGCUUUACUUCAUCCCUCUCAUCAUCAUUGGCUCUUUCUUCAUGCUCAACUUGGUGCUGGGCGUCUUAUCAGGUGAAUUUGCCAAGGAGAGGGAGCGGGUGGAGAACCGCCGCGCGUUCCUGAAGCUCCGCAGGCAGCAGCAAAUCGAGCGGGAGCUCAACGGCUACCUGGAGUGGAUCUUCAAAGCAGAGGAGGUCAUGCUGGCAGAGGAAGACAAGAACGCAGAAGAGAAGUCUCCUCUGGACGUGUUGAAAAGAGCUGCAAUAAAGAAGAGCAAAAAUGACCUGAUUCAUGCUGAAGAAGGUGAGGACCAUUUCACAGACAUUUGCUCCGUUGGGUCUCCUUUUGCCCGUGCCAGUCUGAAGAGUGGGAAGAACGAGAGCUCAUCCUACUUCAGGAGGAAAGAGAAGAUGUUUCGCUUCUUCAUCCGGCGCAUGGUGAAAGCUCAGAGCUUCUACUGGGUCGUGCUCUGCGUGGUGGCCCUCAACACCCUCUGCGUCGCCAUGGUGCACUACGACCAGCCAGAGAAGCUCACCACUGCCCUCUAUUUUGCAGAGUUUGUCUUUCUGGGGCUGUUCCUCACCGAGAUGUCUCUGAAGAUGUAUGGGCUGGGGCCGAGGAAUUACUUCCACUCUUCAUUCAACUGCUUUGACUUUGGGGUGAUUGUGGGAAGCAUCUUUGAAGUCAUCUGGGCUGCAGUGAAGCCAGGAACCUCCUUUGGCAUCAGCGUGCUGAGAGCGCUCCGGCUCCUGAGGAUUUUCAAAGUCACAAAGUACUGGAAUUCCCUGAGGAAUCUGGUGGUCUCCUUGCUGAACUCCAUGAAGUCCAUCAUCAGUUUGCUCUUCCUGCUGUUCCUCUUCAUCGUGGUGUUUGCUUUGCUGGGGAUGCAGCUCUUUGGAGGACAAUUCAAUUUCCAAGAUGAAACACCAACCACCAACUUCGACACCUUCCCUGCUGCCAUCCUCACGGUGUUCCAGAUCCUGACGGGGGAGGACUGGAACGCGGUGAUGUACCACGGCAUCGAGUCGCAGGGUGGAGUCCACUCGGGGAUGUUCUCCUCCAUCUACUUCAUCGUCCUCACCUUGUUUGGAAACUACACACUCCUGAAUGUCUUCUUGGCUAUCGCUGUUGACAACCUGGCCAAUGCUCAGGAGCUGACCAAGGACGAGGAGGAGAUGGAGGAAGCCACCAAUCAAAAGCUCGCCCUGCAGAAGGCCAAAGAAGUGGCAGAAGUCAGCCCCAUGUCUGCAGCCAACAUCUCCAUAGCCGCCAAGCAGCAGAACUCCUCCAAGUCCAAGUCGGUGUGGGAGCAGAGGACCAGCCAGAUCCGGAUGCACAACUUCCGCGCCAGCUGCGAGGCUCUGUACAACGAGCUGGACCCGGAGGAGAGGGUUCGCUACGCUACCACCCUGCACAUCAGGCCCGACAUGAAGACUCACCUGGACCGCCCGCUGGUGGUAGAGCCCAGGAGCGAGGGGAGGAACAACGUCAGCAAGCUGAGCCCCGGGGACGUGCAGGAGGUGGAGCAGACCAAAGUCGGCUCGACCGACGGGGCGGAAGCUCCGCGGAAGCACCACCGGCAUCGGGAGAAGGACAAGCCGGCGGAGCACGAGAAGGGGGACGGCACCAAGGAGGAGAACGGGGAGCCCGGCCCCAACAACAAGGAGGAGAGGCACAGGCAGCACAGGAGCCGCAGCAAGGAGGUGGAAGGGGGCAGUAAGGAAGGGAAAAGCGAGCGCAGCAGGGGGCAGGAGGGGGGCAAGAGGCACCACCGGCGAGGCUCGGUGGAUGAGGGAGGCGAGAAGGAGCACCGCAGGCAUCGGCCUCACCGGCACUCCGCCGACCGGCAGGGCAAGGAGGGCAACGGCGCCGCCAACGGCGCCCGCGGCGAGCGGCGCUCCCGGCACCGCGGCGGCUCCAGGUCUGGCAACCGGGAUGGGGAGCCCAGCUCCAAGGGAGAGAACGGGGAAGAGCCUCACAGACGGCACAGGCUGAGGAACCGGGCGCUGGCCACCUACGACUCGGUGGAGAAGGAGAACGGCGAGAAGGAAGGGGAGGCUGGGGAGAAGGAGCACCGCAACCAUCAGCCCAAGGAGAACCAGUGUGAGAUCGAGGUGAGUGGCAGUGUGAGUGUCCCUGUGCACACCCUUCCCACCACCUAUCUGCAGAAGGUGCCAGAGCAGCCAGAAGAUGCUGACAACCAGAAGAACGUGACUCGGAUGAUUCAGCCACCUCUGGACAAAACCACCACCGUCAACAUCCCUGUCACCAUCACUGCCCCACCAGGGGACACCACUGUCAUACCAAUGAACAAUGUGGAGUUUGAAAGCAAAGCGGAGGAGAAGAAGGACGUCGACGACUUGACGAAGAACGGCCCGAAGCCGAUCCUGCCUUACAGCUCCAUGUUCAUCCUGAGCCCCACAAACCCGAUCCGGCGUCUCUUCCACUACAUCGUCAACCUGCGCUACUUCGAGAUGGUCAUCCUCAUCGUGAUAGCCCUCAGCAGCAUUGCCCUGGCUGCAGAAGACCCUGUCCAAGCUGAGUCACCAAGGAAUGAUGCUCUGAAGUACUUGGAUUACAUUUUCACAGGAGUCUUUACCUUUGAGAUGGUGAUCAAGAUGAUUGACUUGGGGCUGUUACUCCACCCUGGCUCCUACUUCCGUGACCUGUGGAACAUCCUGGACUUCAUUGUGGUCAGUGGAGCCUUGGUGGCCUUUGCCUUCUCGGGAACCAAGGGCAAGGACAUCAACACCAUCAAGUCCCUGCGAGUCCUGAGGGUCCUAAGGCCACUGAAGACCAUCAAGAGGCUGCCAAAGCUAAAGGCUGUCUUUGACUGCGUGGUGAACUCCCUGAAGAACGUCCUCAAUAUCCUCAUCGUCUACAUGCUCUUCAUGUUCAUUUUUGCUGUCAUUGCUGUGCAGCUCUUCAAAGGCAGAUUCUUCUACUGCACAGAUGAGUCAAAGGAGCUGGAGAAGGACUGCAGGGGUCAGUACCUGGAUUAUGAAAAAGAUGAGGUGGAGGCACAGCCCAGGGAAUGGAAAAAAUAUGAGUUCCACUAUGACAACGUCCUGUGGGCUCUGCUCACGCUCUUCACCGUCUCCACGGGCGAAGGGUGGCCAACCGUGCUGAAGCACUCGGUGGAUGCUACCUACGAGGAGCAGGGGCCCAGCCCUGGCUACCGAAUGGAAAUGUCUAUCUUUUACGUGGUCUAUUUUGUUGUCUUCCCUUUUUUCUUUGUCAACAUCUUUGUGGCUUUAAUCAUCAUCACCUUCCAAGAGCAAGGAGAUAAAGUGAUGUCAGAGUGCAGCCUCGAGAAAAACGAGAGGGCCUGCAUCGACUUUGCCAUAAGUGCCAAGCCCCUGACCCGCUACAUGCCUCAGAACAAGCAGUCCUUCCAGUACAAGAUGUGGAAAUUCGUGGUGUCCCCUCCCUUUGAGUACUUUAUCAUGGUCAUGAUUGCUCUCAACACCAUUGUCCUCAUGAUGAAGUUCUAUGAUGCUCCAGAAGCAUAUGAAGAAAUGUUGAAAUGCCUGAACAUUGUGUUUACAUCCAUGUUUUCCAUGGAGUGUGUGCUGAAGAUCAUUGCCUUUGGUGUGCUGAACUAUUUCCGGGAUGCCUGGAAUGUCUUUGACUUUGUCACAGUGCUGGGAAGUAUUACUGAUAUUUUAGUAACAGAGAUUGCGGACAACUUCAUCAACCUCAGCUUCCUGAGGCUCUUCAGGGCAGCCAGGCUUAUCAAGCUCCUCCGCCAGGGCUACACAAUCCGCAUCUUGCUCUGGACCUUUGUGCAGUCCUUCAAGGCCUUGCCUUACGUGUGUCUCCUCAUUGCAAUGCUCUUCUUCAUCUAUGCCAUUAUUGGCAUGCAGGUGUUUGGAAACAUCGCCCUGGACGACGAAACCUCCAUCAAUCGGCACAAUAACUUCCGGACCUUCCUCCAAGCCCUGAUGCUUCUCUUCAGGAGUGCCACGGGGGAAGCCUGGCACGAGAUCAUGCUGUCCUGCCUGAGCAACAGAGCCUGCGACCCCCUCUCCGGCCUCACCAAGAAGGAGUGCGGCAGCGACUUCGCCUACUUCUACUUCGUGUCCUUCAUCUUCCUCUGCUCCUUCCUGAUGCUGAACCUCUUUGUGGCUGUGAUCAUGGACAAUUUUGAGUACCUGACGAGGGACUCCUCCAUCCUCGGCCCUCACCACCUGGACGAAUUCGUCCGUGUCUGGGCCGAAUACGACCCGGCCGCCUGCGGGCGCAUCAGUUACACAGACAUGUAUGAGAUGCUGAGACACAUGUCCCCACCUCUAGGCCUUGGAAAGAAAUGCCCUGCUCGCGUUGCCUAUAAGCGCCUGGUGAGGAUGAACAUGCCCAUCUCAGCCGAGGACCUCACCGUCCACUUCACCUCCACGCUGAUGGCCUUGAUCCGCACGGCCCUGGAAAUCAAACUGGCCUCAGGAGGCGUGAAGCAGCACCAGUGUGAUGCUGAGUUGAGAAAGGAGAUCUCCCUGGUGUGGCCUAACCUGUCCCAGAAGACUCUGGACUUGCUGGUGCCUCCUCACAAGCCUGAUGAGAUGACGGUGGGGAAGGUCUACGCAGCGCUGAUGAUAUUUGACUUCUACAAGCAGAACAAGAACAGCAGGGAGCAAGUCCAGCCACCUGGGGGCCUCUGCCAGCCUGGGCCUGUGUCACUCUUCCACCCUCUGAAGGCCACUCUGGAGCAGACCCAGCCCGCGGCGUUCAACAACGCCAAGGCCUUCCUCCGGCAGAAGAGCUCAGCCUCGCUCAACAACGGUGGGGCCCUACCAGCCCCAGAGGGUGGAAUCAAAGAGUCCAGCUCUUGGGGGACCCAGCGCACCCAGGAUGUGUUUUAUGAAACCAGGACCCCAGCUUUUGAACGAGGCCACUCAGAGGAAAUCCCCAUUGAAAGGGUGGUAGAAAUGAAGGAAAUCAGCCCCACAGUUGCCAAUGGAGAGCACCAACCAGGUCUGGAGAGCCAGGGACGGGCAGCUUCCAUGCCACGCCUGGCCGCCGAGACUCAGCCCAUCCCGGACACCAGCCCCAUGAAGCGCUCCGUCUCCACGCUGACCCCGCAGCGCCCCCACGCCAUGCACCUCUACGAGUACUCCCUGGAGCGUGUGCCACCCGAGCAGGGGCACCACCACCACCACCACCGCUGCCACCGGCGGAAAGAGAAGAAGCAGAAGUCCUUGGAGAAGGCCUCCCACCAGCUGGCCGACGGAGAAGCUGUGGCCCACUCUGGUGAGUCUUCUUCCAAGGACAAGAGGCAGGAGCGUGGGCGGUCCCAAGAGAGGAAGCAGCACUCCUCUUCCUCCUCGGAAAAGCAGCGCUUCUACUCCUGCGACCGCUACGGCAGCCGGGACCGAGCGCAGGCCAAGUCCACCGAGCAGAGCAGGCCCACCUCACCCAAUGGAGGGCCAGAGCAUGGUCCACACAGACAGGGCAGUGGUUCAGUUAAUGGGAGCCCCUUGCUGUCGACAUCUGGUGCUAGUACCCCAUGCCGGGGCCGGAGGCAGCUCCCGCAGACUCCACUGACCCCACGUCCCAGCAUCACCUACAAGACCGCUAACUCCUCGCCCGUGCACUUCACCAGUUCCCAAGCCGGCCUGCCCAGCUUCUCCCCGGGCCGCCUGAGCCGCGGGCUGUCCGAGCACAACGCGCUGCUGCGGGGGGAGCAGCAGCCGCCCGCCCCGCCGGUGGCUCGCAUCGGCUCCGACCCCUACCUGGGCCACCGCGACGACGCCGACAGCCCCUACCGCGCGGUGCCGGAGGACACCCUCACCUUCGAGGAGGCGCUGGCCACCAACUCGGGACGGUCCUCGAGGACUUCUUACGUCUCCUCCUUGACCUCCCAGUCUCACCAAAUCCGCAGGGUGCCCAACGGCUACCAUUACACGCUGGGGCUCAACACGGGCCCCGGGACUGGCACCAGAGGACGUAGCUACUACCAGGAAGCCGACGAGGACGACUGGUGCUAGCGGCACGGCGGAGCCCUCCCAGGCCAGCGCGCUUACAAUCGAUGAGUUUUAUCAUCUGGAAGGCUGCGGUGCCCAGCGGCUGAAGGGGGCCCUCGGGGCGGCCCCCACCAAGAGAACUCUGCUGUGCCCCCCCAGGGCCAGAGACACUCCUGCAGCCUCUCUCCUCUCUUUCUUUC